Messenger RNA from Entrophospora sp. SA101, 162 nucleotides. NCBI's taxonomy places the organism in Eukaryota, Fungi, Glomeromycota, Glomeromycetes, Entrophosporales, Entrophosporaceae. The record is from the annotation of a GenBank genome assembly.
AUGUACGAAAGCGUCGAAAGUGAUAAAAAUGAUCAAGAAGAACCAGUAAAAAUUUGUUCAGCCGAUAAAGAAUGUGGUGCUAUUUUUGCUGAUAACGGCUUUACUGGAAAUCAAAUAAAUCAAACAUUAAUACAUGCUAAUAUCUUCUUAAAGCUUCAAUGA